AUGUAUGGCCAUGUCAUUGAGCUCCAACUUCUACGCCAUACUGUAAGAGAUAAAAAUGGUACUAUUGUUAGUCCCACAGAAGAGAAGUUCUCCAUGUCUGGUGAGUUGAACUCGUCUUUGCUCAACUUGAGAUACUUGACCUACCUGGACUUAAGUGGGAUCUAUUUUGAACAUGGGAGAAUACCUGAAUUCCUUGGUUCGAUGAGACAAUUGAGGCACCUUGAUCUAUCAUUGGGUAACUUUCAUGGAGCGGUUCCUCGACAAUUGGGAAACCUCACUGAGUUGCAAGUCUUUGAUCUUCAUGAUGAUGAUGGAGAUUUGGUCAUCGACGAUACCCUGUGGGUUUCUUAUCUUCGAUCACUAAAUUACCUCGACAUGAGUGGCUUAAAGAUUGCCAAAGCAAAAGACCUCAUGCAGGUGAUCAGCAUGCUCCCAUCUUUAUCACAUUUGAGCUUAUCAGCUUGUGGACUUCGCAAUUUUCAUCUUUCUUCUUUUCGCUUGGGCAAUUCCACUUCUCUAGUUCAUCUUCAAUCUCUUGAUCUUUCAAGAAAUCUCCUCAAAGGUCCCAUCCCAAAUUCUAUAUUUUGUAACAUGACUUCUCUCCAGUACCUUGAUCUUUCAUUAAACUCUUUCAAGUCUUCAAUCCCCACGUGGUUUGACAAGUUUGCAGGCCUCAUUCAUCUUCAGUACCUUGAUCUUUCAUAUAAUUUCCUCGAAGGUCCCAUCGCAAAUGUUAUAUCCCAAAACAUGACUUCUCUCCGGCAUCUCUAUCUCUCAUGGAACUCUCUCAACUCUUCGAUUCCCGCAUGGUUUGACAAGUUCACGAGCCUUGUUUAUCUCAAUCUUGAGGGAAACCAUUUUCUCAGCAUCGAAGGAGGCUUAUUCUCAUUCUUGAAGAGCAAGAAGUACCUCAAAUCAUUGCGAUUGGGCUAUAACCUAAUUGGAGACGAUAUUUCGACGUCCCAGGGGAAUUCUUCAGGAUUCAUGGAGAAUAAUUUAGAGAUUUUAAUCCUACAUAGUAAUUCUCUUAGAGGUGCUUUGCCAAACUGGUUGGUGCACUUUACACUCUUGAGAUACUUGUUGCUUGGCUACAACUUCUUCUCGGGUCCAAUUCCUACAGUCAUCGGAGCAUUGCCAAACUUGGUAAGAAUAGAUCUUUCCUACAAUCAAUUGAAUGGGACCAUUCCAUCAUCAUUAGGCCAAUUGCGGGCUUUACAAGACUUGCACCUUUACAGCAAUCAAUUGAGCGGCGCCAUACCUGAUAGUUUUGGAGAACUUUCCCGACUUUCGGUUCUUUAUCUUUUCAGCAAUUCUUUGGAAGGAGCGAUUUCGGAAACCCAUUUUUCUAAUCUGUCCAGGUUGAAGUAUUUGGAUAUCAGCGACAAUGACAACUUGACUUUCAAGGCAGAACAUAGCUGGAUACCCCCUUUCCAACUUAAAUUCAUUCGGAUGAAUUCCUGUAAAUUCGGAACCACAUUUCCCCAAUGGAUGCAGACACAAGUGGAAGUCAAUGAUAUAUCUCUCUCCAAUGCUUCAAUCUCUGGGGCUUUGCCUAAAUGGUUUGGCAACAUGACAUUCAGCGAGUUCAAUCUCUCGUUCAACCAGAUUACCGGACCCUUGCCCAAUAUAUCUUCUGACUGUUCCAUCCUAGAUCUCUCCCACAACUUGAUCUCUGGACCUCUUCCAGCCCAUAUCGGCGAGAUGUACCUAGAUACCCUGUAUCUGAACGAUAACCGUUUCAAUGGCACGAUACCAUCAUUCUUAUGUGACAUGUCGGAAUUGUUUGACUUAAAUCUUGGCGGUAAUAAGCUAUCCGGGAGUAUUCCCAACUGUUGGAAGGGUUUUAGAUUAUCUUACUUGAUUUUGUCAUUCAAUAAGUUGUCAGGAGUGAUUCCUAGCUCAAUCGGAUCUUUAUAUCAACUUUCAACCCUUCACUUGAAUGGAAACCGUCUCAAUGGGGAGCUUCCUAUAGCUUUGGGUAAUUGCACAAGUCUGGUAAUUUUAGAUCUUGGAGAGAAUGACUUCUCUGGAAGCAUUCCGACAUGGUUUGGCGAAAGCUUUCUGCUCUUAAUGAUCCUGAGGCUUCGAGAGAAUAGUUUUACUGGCAGCAUUCCUCCAAAGCUUUGCUCACUCUCAGGAUUGCAAAUUCUGGACAUGGCAGUGAACAAUCUUACGGGGAUGAUCCCACGUUGUCUUGGCUAUAUCAGUGGCAUGAAAAACUUCAAUCAAGACAAUCUAUCUCAUCUGGAUUGGAAUCGAGAGCAUGUGGUUGAGAUCUUGAAGGGAAGAUAUAAUGAAUACACCAAAACUCUUCUGCAACUUGUGGUCAAUAUGGAUCUCUCGAGCAACAACUUGAUCGGGUCAAUCCCCGAAGAACUUACUUUCCUUGCGGGAUUGCAUGGUUUGAACUUGUCACACAACCUUCUCUCAGGAGACAUUCCCAAUGGCAUCGGGGACAUGAAGUCACUCGAGUCUCUUGAUCUUUCCAACAAUCGUCUCUCAGGAACAAUUCCAGAGGGCAUUUCUGCGCUAACAUCCCUAGGCCACCUCAACCUUUCGCACAACAACUUCACGGGGCAGAUUCCGAAAGGCAAUCAAAUUCAGACCCUCGACGAUCCUUCCAUCUACGCCGACAAUCCUCUACUCUGCGGAGAUCUUCUGAAAAGAAGAUGCCCUGGUGCUGAAGCGCCUCAGGCACCGAAAAUCUCUCACCCUGGCGAUACACGUGAAGAGGAUAAGAUUGAAAAAGCGUUGUUCUGCGUGGUUGUAAUGCUUGGGUUGGCGACUGGGUUUUGGGGCUUUUUUGGAGUUUUGCAGUUCAAGAAGGAUUGGAGACGUGCAUAUUUCAGCUUUCUGGAUCAAGCAAUAGACAAGGCAUAUGUGGCUAUAUUGGUGAAGGUAGCCAAGUUGAAGAGACUGAGACAGUCAAGAAGCACUUGAGUAAUGAGCAAUCUCGAUCGUGCCCUCUCUCUUGCCUUUGG
Messenger RNA from Syzygium oleosum, 2981 nucleotides. RefSeq names its product receptor-like protein EIX2. Gene Ontology annotation, molecular function: protein binding. The transcript has a single exon. The record is from RefSeq and is a predicted model, not a curated record. NCBI's taxonomy places the organism in Eukaryota, Viridiplantae, Streptophyta, Magnoliopsida, Myrtales, Myrtaceae. The coding region runs from base 1 to 2940 and encodes 979 amino acids.